AUGGGGGAAGUGAGCUAUGUGUGGGCACAGCAUGACUUUAUCCCCGAGCACGACGACGAGAUCGAGUUUCGGGCCGGGGACCGCAUCGAGAUUAUCGAACGAGACGAACUGUACGGCGAUGGAUGGUGGCAGGGACGAGUGAAUGGCAAGACCGGCCUGUUUCCCGAGGCGUAUACGUCGCGUGAGCCGCCUGCGCUGACACAUGGAGCACCCUUGCACGCACUGGCCGAGGAGGCAAGCGACGAGGAGAACGACCGGACGAAAGAGCAGCAGCCGAGGGGAGACGAAAUGGCCGCCACUCUCACCGACGUCCAGGCCGCCAUCGAGCAGCUCGGAGUCCGAGGACCCGGGGGAGCGUCGCGCUCUUUUUCCUUUGCCUCCACCCGCACCGGCGAGACAGAGUCUGAGCCAGAUGCGGACGACGAAGGCGGCUCCUGGCACCGCAACGCCCGAUCUGCUCUCGCUGCCGCCGCCGCCAAGAACAACAGCGACACCCAGGAGCACUGGAACCCUCCACCGCCCAUUCCCCUCGAAAUGAGCGACGAGAGCGACGACGAGGAUGAGCACCAUGUCCGCGGAAAUGACUUGAUUGCUCGCGCCCAAUCACCUCCCCCUACCACUUUCCGUCCCAAAUCUCCUCAAUAUGUCGUUCCAUCUCCCUCGGAUCCGGACAGACCUGACAGCCCCCCUCUCACCGCCACCGCGACCACAUUCAAGGGCCGGAUCCCCUCCAGUCCCCCUCGCUCCCAGACACCCCGUGCUACUUCGCCUCUGAGCGUGCUCCCUACCAGUCCCAAGAAGUCGUUUGUAUCCAAGGCUCCUACCAUCCCAACCCUCACCGACAGCCCAGAAGACUCGCCGGUAAUUCCAUCCUCGCACCCGCCUAGCGAGUUUGAGUCUCACACCCCGGUCCCCAACACCUCGGUUGCCGCUACAACCCCGUAUCCACCGGUCCAAUCUCUCGCUGCCGCACUCCGAUCCGCCUCUCCUGGCCUUGCUUCAAAUUCAUCUGUAGUGAGGUCAUCCUCGCCUAUCGUACGAUCCGCCUCUCCCGCUCCUGCCCGGUCCACGACCUCGCUCCCCACUCCUAUCACCCCUACCCUCACCCGUUCCCCUGCUCCCUCGGUUCUCAGCUUCACUUCGGGUCGCCAUAUCGACCGCCGAUCGAGUUCACCCUAUCCACCCCCUACUAGCGAUCUUCCCGCUCUCCCGCCCAAUACACCCUACCACCCCAACGAGAGCACGGCCAGUGUUUACACCCCUUCGAUCCCCCCAAGGGAGAUUCCCAACCCUGCACCCAACGGCCGCAAGUAUACUGGCACUGCGAUUGGUCUUCCCUCCCCAGCGACCUCGGCAAGUGGCAUGGGCGCUGGUCCAGGUGCCAGCCUCAGCCCCACCAGUGCCCGUUUCCGACAGGCCAGCACAGGUAGCGAUGCACCCACGCCCUCGACCACCACUCCUCCUACUGUUUCCGCGCCCUUUUCCCAGACCCCCGCCACCCAAUGGACCGUCCCGCAGGUUAUCGCGUGGCUGCAGUCCAAGGGCUUUGAUGCAGAUAUACAGCGUGGUUUCCAGGAGAACGAUAUUACUGGCGACGUUCUCAUCGAGUUGGAUGGUCCUGCCCUCAAAGAUGAACUCGGCGUCACCGCGUUCGGGAAGCGCAUGCGUUUGUUGAAGCAAAUCGGCGAGCUGAAGCGAGAGGAAGAGAAGAGCAAGGAAGUCACCAAAGAAAAGUCUAUCAUUGGGUCCAGAUGGAGUGGCUCUUCGCGACCGGCGAGUGCCAUUGGAGAUGACGAAGACCGAUUAAAGGUUCGGCCUACUGGCACCCGCCCCACUUCUCUCGUACUCUCACCCAGCGACGGCGCUUUGGCCACGCGUGGCUUUUGGGACUCGACACGCUCGACAAAAGACGAGCGAGGCGUUCUCAGCGAGGGCGAGUCGUCCCGCAAGCCCGACAUCACCAAAGCCAAACAAUUCUUCGAUCAACCCCAAUCUCAGCCUACGCCGACAACAACCAUCAAGACCGACACCAAGACCGAUCCGUCCGAGGCAGGCUCAACUCCGAUUUCCAGCUUCCCUCCCAGUCCGUCGUUUAAACGUGAAAAGUGGGACAAGGAGAAAGAAAAGGAAAAGGAAAAGGAUGUCAAGAGUGUUACCAACAGCGAAGGCGCGACCUCGCCCGGGCACGCAAAGAAGCGCAGUAUCGACUCGAGCUCGGUCACCGGCGGUGCCAGGGAUCGUCUUAGUAUUUUUGGAAGUGCGUUGGGCAAGGGUCGCAAACCCGCGCCCCGUUACUCUACGGGCGAGACGCAGCCCCCUGCCGAGGAACGCUCUCAUCGCUCGUUGUCGAGACUGUACAUGGGCGGCGGGUCGCAGCGCAAAUCCAAGGUCCCGCCAUCACCUGGUACGACAAGCACCGAAAACGAAGCCAGGAAACGUACCAUCUCAGGGCCCGUCGGACCCCUACGAAGCGCGAGCCCCGCGGGUGGAUUUAAUGUCCCCAACCGUUCGCCUGUCCUCCCCGCUCGAAAUAUCAACAACAACCCCCACCAUUCUGCCCCCGCUAUCAGUCCCGUCACGGCCGAUGGACCUGGUUCCGGCGCGCGCGCUCUCGACCAGAUUGGCGAGCCGGAUUACUCAGGAUGGAUGCGCAAAAAGGGGGACCGAUACAAUUCGUGGAAACUGCGCUAUUUCGUGUUGAAGGGUCCUCAUUUGUAUUAUCUUCGAAGUCGGACGGAGACGAAAAUCAAGGGAUACAUUAAUAUCACUGGGUACAAGGUCAUCGCCGAUGAGAACGCCAAUCCUGGUCGAUAUGGAUUCAGGAUUGUGCACGACAACGCCAAGCCGCAUUUCUUCUCGUCCGAGGAGCAGGUGGUUGUGCGUGAGUGGAUGAAGGCCUUGAUGAAGGCUACCAUUUUGAGAAAUUAUAACGACCCCGUCCGCUCGUCUUGCAAUGUCCCGACUAUUCCCCUGGCCAUUGCCCAGCAGAUGAACCCCGCUCCACGUCCUCCUUCGCCCUCGGAGCGAGACGCCGCUCAACGAGCUUCCCGGCGCGAGAAUCCGAACCAGCUCUCGUCGCGCGACGCACGCAUUUUGAUGGGACUGCCCGAAAACGGCCCGCCGCCUGGCGAUCCUGCCGAACGACACCGGAUGAACUCGUUCUUUGUCGAGAACGGACAACAGCCGGUGUUCGAGGCUGCCGGGUACCGCGACACUAUUGGCAGCGCGACGAGUAUGAGUGCGUUCUCGGGCGGAUAUAGUCAAUCCGGCAGUGCAUUUAGCCGUGCUAGUUUGGCCGAGACAGAACAGCCGAUGUCGCCUGCAUCGGGUGCGGCGCCCACGAGGCCGUCUCGCGAGAUGAGGCCUCGGGUGAGCAAGAGCGCCAGCCGCAUGAGCGCGUUAUCCGCUGGAGAGCAGGAGCUCAUCGAGUGGGUGAACACUAAGCUGCCCCCAACGUGUCCGCUUGCCGAAGAUCUCUCGACAUCCAUGUCAAGCGGUCUCAUCCUCUUCCGUCUCGCCGAAUCGAUCAAAGAGGUCGAUUCUGGUGUUUCCGACUCGGUCUUCCCUCAAGGUCCUGGCGACGAUCGUCUCGAUGGUUUGUUCAAGCUGUUCGACUUUUUGCUUGACAACGAUGUUCGUAUGGGCGCAGUCAGCAUCAACGAUGUACGAAACGGCAACGCCGAAAAGAUUGCGCAACUCGUUCGCGCGCUCAAGACCUGGGACGAUAAGCGCCGAACGAGCGGAAAGACCAAGGCGAGCGUCGCGGCUGGACCGUGGAUGGGUAUGAGCUCGUAUUAA
Messenger RNA from Rhizoctonia solani, 3798 nucleotides. RefSeq lists its product as uncharacterized. Gene Ontology annotation, cellular component: recycling endosome; early endosome; trans-Golgi network. Gene Ontology annotation, biological process: endosome organization; retrograde transport, endosome to Golgi; receptor recycling. Gene Ontology annotation, molecular function: protein binding. The coding region runs from base 1 to 3798 and encodes 1265 amino acids. The record is from RefSeq and is a predicted model, not a curated record. The transcript has 8 exons. Lineage: Eukaryota; Fungi; Basidiomycota; Agaricomycetes; Cantharellales; Ceratobasidiaceae.